Molecule: messenger RNA, 843 nt
Organism: Triticum aestivum (bread wheat)
Lineage: Eukaryota; Viridiplantae; Streptophyta; Magnoliopsida; Poales; Poaceae
Exons: 3
Coding region: 389-736 (115 amino acids)
Source: RefSeq, a predicted model, not a curated record
GUUUGCAGUCUGAAGAAGUUGCACAGCUGUCAACUUCUUGUGUCAUCACAUUUUGCUCAGAGUUAUUUGUUCAUGUCUUCUGCUGCUGUCUCUGUAGGGUCAUGAGGGAAGAUAUACUAUAUAUAUUCACGCCUCAAGGGAAGCUGCAACCUGCAGAACGCAAGAAAGGGCUGUUGUGUGUUGCGUCCUCGCGAUGUCUGGACAUCAAGGUUGGGCAGACCUACCAGAUGUCCUGCUUCAUUCGAUUGUUGCUUUGCUGGGCUCCUUCUCUGACCUUCUUGCCUUCGCGGUCUGUAUGUUCUUGUCAUCGUCCUGUGUGAGCUUCCAACAGCUCAUCCAUCUCACCAACCUGACAUGGUCUGCUUCUUCCAGGAUGAGCACCUGAUCGAUGUCGACGUGUGUGCCCGCAAGGUCGUGGGGUGCGAGGUCUAUGAGCUGGUUGAACCGCCGCGCGAAGACAUCACUUCCCGCUUCGUUCACGCUUGGCCGCUGCCACCGGCUCUCUGCUCAGGUGCAAGACAGAGACACGCCACCAUGCAAUGAUUCUUCUUCCACUCGCAGGCCUCCCAAUCCAGUAACUCUUUUUCUGCUCCAGCAUAGCAUAGCUGGUGCUUUGUUUCUUGGAAUUUGGAAGAGGAAGACGAUGAAGCGUGGUGGUUAUCUAUCAAUAUGCCUUGUGUUCUGGUUGUACUUCAUAGCUAGUUUCAUUGUAUUUUGUACUGGUCUGGUUGUAUGAAUAGGAUGUAAAGAUUGUAAUAGGCUAUAUUUAUUGGUCUGGUUGUAUUUUGUACUGGUCUGGUUGUACUGGUCUGGUCAUUUCAAGUAUAUAGUUUUGUUUCAUUU